UACACGAGUACGAGUACGAUCCCGCAUCGUGCACCCGGGUACUGGAGCUGAAGUAUACGUUGAUAUCAAAGGAGCUUUUAUGAUGAUACAAGAUAAGCCCUGACCUGAUAGCCAUCAUGUCGUCAUCAAGGAAAAAACACAUUCUGCCGGAGAUGAAAAAGAUUCUCGAGCAGAGAAAAGCUGAACUUGAAUUCAAUGAACGAGAAAUAAUACAGCAUGUGAGAUACAUUUCUGAAGAGACAAUGGGGCAGCUGAAGGAACUGCUGAAGGAGACGGACAAGAAGAAGUUCCUCAAGGCUUUUCCUACUGUCAGUAUCAAGAUGGAUAAAAGUCUAACGGCUCUCAUGAUGAUCAAAGCAUCUCUGCCCAACUUUGAAUCAGAUGAGAGUUCUACCGAUUGCGCAUCUGAUGAAGAGACACCUGAGGCCUGUGAUACGCCCACUGUGGAAGACAGGACUGAUGAUUCUACCACAGAGAUUGAGCAGUCUCCGGCUUCGGCUCCAGCUCCCCUUGUCACUCCAGGCACAGAGAAUGAAGCCUGUGGGUCGAGCACUAAUAACCAGACCAAUAGCAUUGAUACAACAGAGUCACGUGGAAGCUCUUCUACGCUGCCGUCUUCCAGCUCCCAGCCGUCUGUUUCACCGAACCAAAAGUCUACCUCAUCAGUCAGUAAUGAAUCUGUGGAUAAGAGUAAAUACAUAUCUCCACCUCCGGCUUCAUCGGGUGAUCCAGCAAGCUUGCCAGGCAUAGCAACAAAGCCACUUGAAGCUACCCAGGAGAAGACGGUGCCAUCGGGACUGCUGCCAUCCGUUCCUAAAGAGAUCGUUCCUGUAGAUCUCCCGGUUGGUAUGAGGGUUGAGGUGGUGGUUAGUGAAGUGGUGUCGCCCUCUAUCUUCUGGAUUCAACCAACACAAUCUAGGAUUGAAGCUCUGAUGGAAGAGAUAAGGAAAUACUACAGUAGUGUCGUGAAGCUGCCACCCCUUCAACCUAAGGUUGGGAUGUACUGCUGUGCUUGCUUUACAAACGACGACUGCUGGUAUCGAGCACGCAUCAUAGCCAUACACCUAAGUCCUACUUCAGUCUUGGAAGGAGUCGGUGUACAUGUAGAUGUGAUUUACAUUGAUUACGGUAACAGGGAGCGCAUCCCAGACUCUCGUCUCCGCCCGCUUCAUCCUCGCUUCAUGAGUGACUCGGCUCAGGCAGUGUGCUGCAAGCUAGCUAGAAAAAUUGUUUCAAGAACGGAAGGUGUCUUCCAGCUUGCGUUAAUGAGCACCAAUAUAAAAUCGCUUCUUGCAAGUGAUGCGGGGAAGAUUAUCUUCUUGAGCAAUGAAAUAGUCAAGCCAACAGGGAAAGGGGUCAGCCACUGGACUACCGAUGAAACAGAAUUCUUCACCCAAAUGACAUUUGGACGUAAACUGACUGCCAUAGUAGUUCGCCAGCCAGGCAGUAGUACCAGCAGCUUUGAUCUACCAGCAGUGGACUUACUGUUUGAUCACUACAUCAACGAGAAGGAAACUGGACUAGUGGAUGUUAGCAAGUUGAUGGUGAGUAAGAAGCGUGCAUUACCAGACGAUCAAUGCUCUACCACGGAUUCUUACUACUCCCAGACAACACACACCACAGACAGUGAUGUCUGCCAAUCACCAAACGUUGCUGCCGCCACAGAUGUCUCUCAGUCUGUAACACUUACUCCAUCACAAGAACAAGGCAAGGAUCAGGGCCAUGAGGCAGGACAGCAAGACAGAAAAGAAAGCGGAUCGUCGAGUGGUAAAAAGAAGAAGAAAAAGAAGACCAAGAGAUCCAAGAGACACCAUGAUCCUCAGCUAUCGACAGAAGACACUGAUGUUCCGUAUGAAGAGGGCAGAGAUGCUAGACAACUUGCCAAGGAGGAGCUGAGGAAGGAGAGUAGUACCUCUGAUACACCUGUCUACGAGAGUGAGUACACCACGGAGAAGAGGGUUCCAGGUCUUUGCAGGACACCCGAGACCAGCUGUACUGAUUCACCUGCAGGAAAGGCAUCAUUGGUUGUCAUGACAAAAGGACAGACAACUCCCCUUGGACACCAUGAUCAUGUGAUGGAUGGAGGGACACAGGGGAUUGAGAAGGACAGUCAUGAUCAGCAGGUUAGCUGUGGGUCAGAGAGUGCAAGGAGCAAUAGCCCUAAUUCUACCAGCGGUGUGUCUUCGGCUAGGAGUUUAACAUUUGUGCCUCAGAAGAGCCUCAGCGACACUCCUAGACCUGGUCUUGACACUCUCAACAAGCUGCAAGGAGAAUCCAAAAUCCCCAGCUCUCAGCGAAUGAACAGUCAAAAAGGAAAUGACAAACCCUUAGCAGUUGAAACGGCGAAAGAUCACAGCAAUAAGACAGCUAUGCACAUUGCUUCUUCUGCUGAAAAUGACCAUCUCACAGACUUAACGGAUCAGUUCUUUACAUGCGCUGAAGAUGCAAGUGAGGCAGACAGCACGGAUAGAGAAGUCGCCAAACCAAAGACCGACGGUCAACCGCAAUCGUCCCCUGCCAUCUCCAAGGUGGAUGUUAUCGGUCAGAAGUAUGUACCGCAGAGGACUCUGCGAGAUGGAGAGCAGAUCCAGUUUGCCAUGUCUCACGUUGUUUCUCCACUAGAUUUCUACAUCCAUCUCAUCACACCAGAGGCCCAGAAGAUGGACUACCUGCUUGAUGAACUCAACUCGGUCUACUCGGGCAUAGAGAGAGUGGGUGUUUACAGACCGCCCAUCUCGUGGCUGUCAAUCAGAGCCGUCUGCUGUGGAAAGUUUGGCGAGGAUAACAGGUGGUACAGAGGUGUGGUGAAGGACAUCAAGGGUGUGAGGGGAGUAGACGAUGGAAGACAUGUCCUGGUCAAGUAUGUAGACUUUGGUAACGAGGAAUGGAUUCCAGAAAGCAUGUUAUAUCCUCUAGAGAAUUACUUCUGUAGCCUUGCUCCACUAGCUUUCAAGUGUGGACUGGCAAGGAUUCACCCUCCAAUGACAGAUGAAACGGAAAAGACCAGCAAAGACUACAAAGGUACAUCGGCUGAGUGGUCAGAGGAGUGCAAACUCUCCCUGGUUGGAAUGAGUGAGUUUGAGAAGCUGCUUACUGGACAGGUGAUUCAUGUGGGAGGAAAACAGAAGGAAUGUACAUGGCUUGAAGUGAGAGACAACACAGAGGGAGAAGGGGUGUGUCUAAACCAAAGACUUGUUGAUCAAGGAUUGGCUUCUUCAUCUUACUACAAGAAGCAACCCCUUCAGGAACAGGAUGCUAUCCAGCAUGAAGCAUCCCCAUCAGACUGCCCUGACCCUAAGGAUGAGCCUGAAGGUGGACAAACGCCAGGGACCAUGGACACCACCGAGGGUCCAUCCAAGGAAGAGGAAGUGAUCAUCGAUCAUUGGAAUCCCAUGGUGCAACACUUCAGCUCGGAGACGAACAGCUAUGGAGUAGACAUGGAUGAUCCAGUAGUAGCUACCACUGGAAUGAAAUCAACUAUUGAAGGGAGAGUGUGCAAAUAUUAUGCAGCGGGUAGACGUUGCUAUAAAGGAGUGACCUGUCCCUUUGAGCACCCAAGGCGUGGUCAAGAGCUUCGAGAGCAGACCGAAGUGUUCUGGUGCAAUACAUCCGUCAGCUUACCCAAGGCAGGUCACUGGGUAGCCUUAGAGGUCACUGCUGUACAUACAUCAAUCCAUUUCUGGGUUCAGCUCCCAUUUGGUCCUAAACCUAUAGACCAGGCCCAGAGAGAAUGGACCGGUUUGAACCAGGUACCUGAAGAGAGGAAGGAAGAUGGAGAAACACUUACAGCUCUUCAAGAGUCUAUCAAUGCUAUCUACCAGAAGUCUUAUACACGUCGUGAGGACCUCUCUCUACUGGCGUUAGGAGAGAUAGUAUGUGCUCAGUUCAGUAAGGAUGAGAGCUGGUACAGAGCAAGGGUUGUUGAUGUGGAUGCAGAAGCCAAUACAGUACAGGUAUUCUAUGUGGACUAUGGUAACUGCGAAUGGUUGGUCAGAUCUAAAGUACGUCCUGCCAUGCCUCAGUUUCUUCACCUCCCGUUCCAAGCUGUAGAAUGCUUCUUGGGAGGAAUAGAACUCAUCAAACCGACUUCACUCAAGAAUCAAGAUCUUGACAGAAAAUUAUUUGAAGAGUUGACAAUGGACAAGAUUCUUGUUGGUCAUGUGGUUUCAAGUGAUGGAGAUAUCCUCCAUGUGGAACUCUACGACACGAUCAGCGCCAAACACGUCAACAUCGGAGAUGCUCUUGUGAAUGCUGGCUUUGCAAGGCACACCAAGACUCCCCAGACAGCAGAGAGACGCACUCCUAGGCAAGACACGACGGGAUAGUAAACCAAUGCCCUGCUGUUUUACUUCUAACAUUCAUCCAUUUGGCUAUCAACUUGGUCUUUCUGUGUUGAGGAAUGGAGUUGGGUUUUAUUCCUUGAACAAUAAGUCAUCUUUACUCCUUUUUAUGUUCCCCAAAUCAGUGUGGAAUCAACUCUGUGUUCACAUUACAUGGUCCAUACCCUGUGUCCGGAUUUACAGGUUUGCAGGGUAGGCCAGUGCAAUUUCUUAUUAUUUUUUAUAUUUUUUUUUAUUUAAACAAAAACUAAUGCAUUCUUCAAAUUUGUCUGUAAGUUAACCUCAUGUCCAUGCUGGUUGGACAAUAAUUGAACAUAUUUGCCAAUAGAAAAAAUUACAUCACACAAAUGACAUCUAGUUUUUAACAUAUCCGUCUGUUUUGAGGCAGGGCUUUAACUCAUAUCAUUUCACACAGAGGUGGUGCCCCUUUGAAUCCAGACAGACUAUAGGUUAAAAAAAAAAAAAAAAUUAUUAGAAAUAAUCUGCGAGAGAGAUCGUGAAAAGGCUGAAUUGACCAUAGCUUCCUGUAAGUCAACUGAAGAUUACUGGGGUUAAGUAUCAUAUUACCGAUGAUAGAAUAGUUCUGUACGUAGACAAGAUUUCAUUCUCGGUCUUGAUGAUAAAUAUAUGCUGUACAUGUAUAUCAGUGAGGUAAACUUUAGAUUUAUGUUUUACAUUACACUUUCAUUCCCUGUAAGUGAGCUUCAAAGCCAAAUGCUGUUAUUUCCCAUUCUCUUGCCCAAGCCUUGUGUACACAACAAAUAUAAAUAACACUAGUGUAGCAUAUGUACUCUGCAACCAGCUAUAUAAGUAUUUUUUGUUUAGGAUCGGUAGAACCUGUCCAAAAUCAUAGCAGAGAUUUUAUACCUAUGGAAAAUGCUAACACCCUGAGGUACUAAAGUUGUAAAUGUAGCCUUUUAUAAUAUUCUUUUGUAGCUUGGAUAACUCCUGGAAACGGAUUGGAUACCUGAGCUUUUAGAAACCCUGUAAAGAUAGUUAGUUCAGAGAUCUAUUUUGUUUUAUUAAUAUGUUUGAAAUUUGCAAAAGUAAACUCGUCGCAGCUGAAUUUUAUUUGCCAAAUGUAAUGCAUAAUGUUUUCUUCAGUAUUAUAAUUUUGUUAUUGUUCUUUUGUUCAGUGAGCCAUGCUGGUAGAAAGCAUUUGUCAGUUGCUUUCAGAGAUUUGUGUUCUUGUAAAUAAAUAGUUUUGAUGUUUGUUAUUAGACAUGAAUCUUCUCAUGCCACUAGAGUACUUGCCUAUAACUAAGAAUAUGAGGCUGAAAGAAACGAGUUGACAAUCACUGCCGAAAAGUUGUCGUCCAUGUUGUAUCUUAAGAAGCAAAAGGUACUGGUAAUCAAAUGUUGGUUUUAUCAUCACAAGAAUUUGUUUAGUGUAAAUAGCUGAUAAUUAGUUGGAUAUUUUGUUUUGUCUGUUUGUUUUUGUUACGUUGGAUUAUUCCACUAUUCCUCUUGAAUUGUCAGGUGCUUAUUUAAUACACCUGGAUCAAGAGGUAAAUAAGCUUGAUUAUGCAAUAAGUACUCACCAAGAUUAGGUCUUCUGAACUCAACCAAUCACAAUGAACCGCUUUAAAGAUCGGAUUGUUCAAAGUACAGAGCAAAUCAACUUCAGAAAAAACAGGUGUGGGACAUUCAGAAAUUAAAUAUUUUUGAAGAUAAUUAUGAGCAAGGGCAUGUAAGGAAUCACCAUUACAGUGUACUGUGAUUCUCUAAUUAUAUCAUUCAAAUGAUAUAACAUUUUGUGUACGGUACAUGAAUAUUUUUUUAACGUAAUGCUAUGUAUUGGGAUACAUAUUUGUUUCUUUUAAUUUGAAUUCAUGUAAAAUUUGACAUGAUGCACUGCCUUCCUGAAGUACAAUAAGUUUACUGUUUGGAAGUACACCUUCAGUAUAUUGUAGAAAUGUGAUUGGUAUUGAGAGCUUUCAAUAUCACUAUGUCUAUGAAAUGGACAUAUUGGUCUGUAUGAUACAAUUUUCUUUUUUUCCUUAUUACAGUUCAAACAGUUAUGCUGUCCAUGCUCAGUAUGAUUUUGUUAGCAUCAUGCACAUAAAAUCACCGUAUGAAAUAUCAGUGUUUGGAAAAAAUGAUUGGCAUGAUGUUGUCCAGGGCCCCCGUCUAUAAAGAGUUGAUAUCAAUCGCAAAUCAAUCGCAACUAU
Strongylocentrotus purpuratus (purple sea urchin) is the source of this 6511-nucleotide messenger RNA. RefSeq lists its product as uncharacterized. The transcript has 21 exons. NCBI's taxonomy places the organism in Eukaryota, Metazoa, Echinodermata, Echinoidea, Camarodonta, Strongylocentrotidae. The record is from RefSeq and is a predicted model, not a curated record. The coding region runs from base 117 to 4325 and encodes 1402 amino acids. Gene Ontology annotation, molecular function: metal ion binding.